AAGAUAAAAAUUAAAAAAAAUACUUGGAUCUAAUCUUGGUACACCUACACUCAGAUUUGAUCGAGUUGAUUGAAUCACUUGCUAGUUGAAUAGAUUUUGCGGUCCGGCCUUGGUGUGUGCUAUGAAGGUUCGCAGUAAUUCUUUUGAGACUUGCCGGCAGUCUGCAGAAUCGAGAAACCUCACCAAAAGCUAGAUUACAAAUAAUAUGGCCUGCCUCGGACACUCCUUUGUAUCCUUGCAUCGAUCUUAUCUAUUUCGACACAAAUUUCUUAUCUUUUGACCCCCAGCGCCAGCCUUAACUCAUUGGAUGGAAUUGUGGUCUCUGGAACCCGUCGGAUGCUCCAAGGCUAUGCCAUAAAAGGAGAGUACAGCCUCCUUGUUCCUCAGCUUCCCCGCUGAAACUGUCAACAUGCUCGACAAGUUACUCAAAGCUCAUAAGCUCUCACCUUUCGCACGCAGUGACCUCCCUAAGCCAGCAAACCCAACGACUCCUGAGAAGCUGGAGAUUGCUUCCUCUGCCUUGAAGAUUAUCCAUCCUGGAGGGAGAGUUGAAUGCUAUUAUAUGGCAAUACCUGCCGCCAGGAUCUUGGAGAAAUAUCCCUCUCAUGCAUUAGCUAAGCCAGAGGUUUUCAGAAGGCCAUGGAAUUCAGUGGUCCGGCCAGAAAAAAUCCUUACUCCAGGACAGAAAUUCUUGCUCGUUCCUCAUCAUGCCGUGAGGAAGCUUCGACGAAAGAUUGGAAAACCAAGUGAGAUUGACAUGGUCUCUCGGCAAAACAAUAAUGAUGUUUCGAGCAGAUCAUUCUUCUCAGAGAGUGACAUUAGUACUGGUGUUUCAAGGGACUCGAGUAGUUCCUUCAGAAGCGCUUUAAGGAAGAAGACUGGUGUUAAAAAGUAUGUAAGAUUUGCAGGCAUUGCUAAGAAAGGUAAUAAGGUGGAUCACGACACUUCCUUAAAGAGCUCGAGCACUACCGUUUCUCGAUCUAACCGGGGAAAUGGGAGACCUCGAAAUUCUGCUGCCUGGCGGCCAUCACUUACAGUGAUCAGCGAAAGCAAAGGCGACUGACUGAAUAAUCAAAGUAAUUGUAAUGGCGAUGUUCUGAUCUCCACUGAAGCAUCUCUCACUAAUCCUCUGCUACUGCCUGUAAGAUUUAUUUUA
This is a messenger RNA of Populus euphratica (Euphrates poplar), 1156 nucleotides long. RefSeq lists its product as uncharacterized. The coding region runs from base 410 to 1063 and encodes 217 amino acids. The transcript is spliced from 2 exons. The record is from RefSeq and is a predicted model, not a curated record. NCBI's taxonomy places the organism in Eukaryota, Viridiplantae, Streptophyta, Magnoliopsida, Malpighiales, Salicaceae.